CUCAGGACGCCGUCGUUUUAGUGACUACUUUUUCAUUGGCCUCCCGGUUCCGCUGUGUCCAAGUAGUCUCGUGCUCAAGAAAAAAAAACAUUUCUGAAUACAGGUUGUCCAGUUACCCCUAGGGUUUCUCUGAGACCUCCGUACUGAAGCUUCAUAGCUUUUCAUUAAAGUGUUAUAAAGAGUUACUCGGUUGGGACUUGAUGAAUAUGAGGCCCAUCUUUUGCGGUAACAUUGAAUUUGAUGCGAAGCAGUCUGAUGUUGAGCGACUUUUCAGAAGAUAUGGCAGGGUUGAGAGGGUGGAUAUGAAGUCUGGAUUACUUGGAAUGUCCAUGCUCUUCUUCGAUGGAUGUGCUUCUCUGCAUUUCUUUUCUAGCAUGUGCCCAAGCUCAUCUUGUAUUUUUCCUGAAGAAUUAAUCUGAUCUGCCUUAGCCCUGCCAUCCUACACUACCUCAGAUACCAUUGCUUUUUCAUUCCUCAUGAUUUUUGCUCAGUGUUCAGUUUCCGACACGUUUCAACAUAGAAAUCAUGAUGAUUUUGCAGCCAGUGGCAGGAUUUGCUUUCGUCUAUAUGGAAGAUGAACGAGAUGCUGAGUAUGCAAUUCGGAGACUUGACAGGACAGAAUUUGGUCGAAAGGGCCGCCGACUUCGUGUUGAGUGGACCAAGCACGAGCGUGGCAUUAGAAGGCCUGGCGGUUCAAGAUCUUCAGCUAAUGUGCGACCAUCAAAAACCCUGUUUGUCAUUAAUUUUGAUCCAAGUUAUACCAGGACAAGGGAUCUGGAAAGGCACUUUGAUGAAUAUGGGAAAAUAUUGAACAUAAGGAUCAGAAGGAAUUUCGCGUUUGUUCAGUACGAAUCACAGGAGGAUGCUACCAGAGCGUUGGAGGCAACAAACAUGAGUAAGUUCAUGGAUCGAGUCAUUUCAGUGGAAUAUGCAGUUCGAGAUGACGACGAGAAAAGAAAUGGGCACAGUCCUGAUAGAAGAGGCCGAGACAUGUCUCCUGAUAGGAGAAGCUAUGAUCGUGGGCGAUCCCCAAGUCCAUUUCGUAGGGAUAGGGCUAGUCCAGACUACGGCCAUGGAAGUUCCAGACCUGAUGCAAGAGGAAGUCCCAAGUACGACAGAGUCAAGAGCCCCAUUAAUGGGAGAUAUGACAGCCGUUCGCCACCACCACGGGGAAGAUCCCGUUCCUGAACAGAAGAGAACGGCAGAUCCAGUCAAGUGGGAUUAUUAGCUCCUUGUGGUGCAGGCACCAGAUACAGACCACUGGUUACAUGUGGACACCGACACCAUUGGACAGUUCAGCCAAUGACUUGGAUUGAGAGCAGGGGGUUAUGUUAUUAUCUAUUUAAUGGUUCAUGUUAUUGGCUUUUAAGUCUUUGGGUUAUGUUAUUUUGAACUGUCUUAGUUCUUUUAGUGGGCUGUUGACCCAGGUGUGACUAGGGUUAAUUAGGGUUUACUUUCUUAAACCUUUUUUUAAUUAUUGGGAGACUUUUUGAUGAUAAGUUUCUGACAGUAGAGUCAUCUUUGUUUUCCUACUA
This is a messenger RNA of Carya illinoinensis, 1535 nucleotides long. RefSeq names its product serine/arginine-rich splicing factor RS40-like. The transcript is spliced from 8 exons. Gene Ontology annotation, biological process: mRNA splicing, via spliceosome. Gene Ontology annotation, molecular function: RNA binding. Lineage: Eukaryota; Viridiplantae; Streptophyta; Magnoliopsida; Fagales; Juglandaceae. Bases 526 to 1188 code for a protein of 220 amino acids. The record is from RefSeq and is a predicted model, not a curated record. Gene Ontology annotation, cellular component: nuclear speck.